UCAGCCCUUAGAGGGGAGGUCGGGGAGCAGGUGUAGCUAGACUAAGGAGAGGCCGCCGAGCUGCGGACGCUUCGGGCCUGCGCUGCCUGCGGGCGAAUUGGGGGUCUAGGAGUGUCGUUCACUCCCGGUCUCGGAGGUGGAAGGAACAGCGUUAACUGUAUACAUCUGGCUGCUGUCGAGGGCUGAAUAAUCAAACCAUUAACACCCGGUCUGAUGUGCACCUUCGGUCCCGUUGUCACUGCGGAAAGCCCGAUUUAGUGGCGAAGAUCAAAACAACAACAAAAGAACCCAAGCCACCCGGUGGCGGGCUGCAGCUACAGCCCGGCGCGUCUAGGCUGUUAAAGGGCCCUGGGCGGGGAUUCGUGGAGUGGGCAGGUCUGAGCCGAGGGCUGAGUGUGGGCGAAAUGGCCCUGGUGCCCUAUGAGGACACCGCAGGAGUGGGGCUGCAGAAGUUCCACAAGCCUCUUGCGACCUUCUCCUUUGCAAACCACACUAUCCAGAUCCGCCAGGACUGGAGGCAGCUGGGAGUCGCAGCAGUCGUUUGGGACGCGGCCGUGGUUCUUUCUACGUAUCUGGAGAUGGGAGCAGUGGAGCUCCGGGGCCGCUCUGCCGUGGAGCUGGGUGCUGGCACCGGGCUGGUGGGCAUAGUGGCUGCCCUGCUGGGUGCUCAUGUGACUAUCACGGAUCGAAAAGUAGCAUUAGAAUUUCUUAAAUCGAACGUUCAAGCCAACUUACCUCCCCAUAUCCAACCCAGAGCUGUUGUUAAGGAGCUGACUUGGGGACAGAAUUUGGGGAGUUUUUCACCUGGAGAAUUUGACCUGAUACUUGGAGCUGAUAUCAUAUAUUUAGAAGAAACAUUCACUGAUCUUCUUCAGACCCUGGAAUAUCUCUGUAGCAUCCACUCCGUGAUUCUUUUAGCUUGCCGGAUUCGCUACGAACGGGAUACCAACUUCUUAGCAAAGCUGGAGGGAUGCUUUACUGUGAGUAAGGUUCUCUAUGAUCCUGAGAAAGAUGUCCAUGUUUACAAAGCACAGAAGAGAGACCAGAGGGAAGACUUAUAGUUGGUUAUAACUUAGGAGAACAUGGUCACUGACUUUCAGGAGCCUCUUUGCUUGUCACUUCCCUACUUCUAGUAUAUCAUAACCAGCCUUUUGAGACUAGGAACCUAACCCUGUUUAAUGAAAUGGUUUACUACACAGAGUUUGACCAAAAGUUCUCAAGGGUCAAAGCUGUGGGCAGCGUUAAAAUGAAGCAGUGUUCUGUCCCACUGCUGUGAUUU
Molecule: messenger RNA, 1279 nt
Organism: Tupaia belangeri chinensis (Chinese tree shrew)
Lineage: Eukaryota; Metazoa; Chordata; Mammalia; Scandentia; Tupaiidae
Gene: METTL21A
Product: methyltransferase 21A, HSPA lysine
Exons: 4
Coding region: 405-1061 (218 amino acids)
Cellular component (GO): protein-containing complex; cytosol
Source: RefSeq, a predicted model, not a curated record